This is a messenger RNA of Electrophorus electricus (electric eel), 2120 nucleotides long. RefSeq lists its product as uncharacterized. NCBI's taxonomy places the organism in Eukaryota, Metazoa, Chordata, Actinopteri, Gymnotiformes, Gymnotidae. Gene Ontology annotation, molecular function: transmembrane signaling receptor activity. The record is from RefSeq and is a predicted model, not a curated record. Gene Ontology annotation, cellular component: plasma membrane.
UGGUGGUGGGGAGGGUUGGAGGAUCAGCUGUGAUGCAGUGUGAUUUUGGAGUCUCAACAUUCAAAUGGGAGAAGUACUGGUGUCGAGAAACUCAGGAUGGAAAGUGCCUGAAGCUAAAUGACUUGUGGGUAGACUUUUACAUUGAGGAGGAGACAUUUUCGUUGGUGAAGCAACAUCUAAACCCCAUGGACAGUGGAAUCUACCACUGUGUGUUUACACAGCGGUCACUCUCUAUUGACCUCCAGGUGCUUCAGAACAAGAACGGGCUCAGUGUACCUGGUACUGUCAACGUGAUUCCAAAUGAAAAUGUCAGUAUUGCAUGUAAAUAUAUCCAGGAAUAUCAGAAGGCACAAAAAUCCUGGACCUGUUACACAGAAACCUUUUUGCUAAAUAUAGGAAAUGCUGAAAGUGUAAAAGACAAUCAAACCCGGUCUGAGUUGUUGUUGACACUUAAUGUGAAAAAGUAUAACAGAAUACUUUGCAUAUGUAGAGUGAGAACAUUUAGUCAAUACAUUGAGGCCAGCGUAACUUUGAUGGUUGGGUUGAGAGCACCACAAUAUGUGAACUGCACAGAAGGUGACUCUGUAAAAAUUCGCUGUGACUACUUCAAGAACUGUCUAUCCAAGUUCUGGUGCAAAGUGGACUCUCAAGGAGCAUGUGGCUUUAUUUUAUGGAGCUUCAAUCAAAACCAUCUGAGAAUGAGAAUGGAAGACUCUACUGACUUUUUUAAUGUAAUCAUUGAGCAUCUUGAGAUGAGAGAUGCUGGAAUUUAUCGCUGUGGAUGUGAAAAUUAUCCGCAGAAGAAUGUAACUGCCGACGUGCAUCUUUUUAUAAAAGGUUCACAGGUGCCGUCACAAGUCUCACCAACCUUAGCAGGGCAAGCUACGGAUUCCACCCAAAGUUUCAGUCCGUCUCUCGUAUUGCAUGCCAUCAUCUGUCUCCUCACUGUCAUAGUCAUCACUCUGCUGGUCAUCUUACUCAAAGUAUACUGUACAAGGAGCAGCAAACGUGUGCAAGAUGUGAAUUUAGGAGAAGACAUUUUUCACAUGAACGAUCUCAGUGAUUCACACCCUGUGAAUCAUAACUCACACCCCUGUGAUUCACACCCUGUGAAUCAUAACGACAUCAUCCCUCUACAAAUCUACACCCCAGGUGCUGAGGAUUCAGAGGAUUCAUCUUCUACUAGCUCAGACAGCUCUGACGAUUUGUUCGGGAACAUAUCAUUUGGGACGAAUUUCCAACGUCUGAGUUUGAAAACUUCGGUUAACGUCGAAGACUAUGAAAACGUCUGUGAUGAAAAACCUGCGGCAGACUAUGAGAAUGUGACGACAGCCAAAACCCAAGAUUAUGUGAACAUAGCAGAUCCUGACAAUGCACCCAACACCACGCAGCAAGAGGCUGAAGCCAGCAGGCUCACAGCAAGCCUGGCAGAGAGAAUAACCAGUAAUGGAAGCAGCAAUAGCAGCGACGAGAGUGACAGUGAAUUAGUCAGCUACGCCACGGUUGUCCUAAAAAAGCCGUAGGCACCUUUUCAUAGGAUCGUUUUGGGCAGGUGAACACCAAGCUGAAUGUAGCGUCACUAAUCAACUAUCUUUUUCCCCUUUUCACUCUAUUUUAGAGGUUGAUUGUGCCAAUCAAUAGGCUUAUACUACUCUAAGAAAAAAAUAGCUUCAUGUUAAAAAAUUAACCGUGUAUAGUGUGCUGUCAUUUUCAUUCAUCUGCAGUGUUGGCUUAGAGUACUUUUUUUUUCAAGUGGGAUACAGUGUGUGGUGUAAAACCCUAUAAAAAUAGAUCUAGAGGUAUAUUUUUGUUUUGAUCAGAGUUCUCACUGGUACAGAUGAAUAUCAGUGCAGAGGGUUACAUCCUGUUUAGAGAGGAACCAGUUUGUGCAGUUAAACAGGAUGACAUACCACACUGGGUUUCUCUCUUGAAUAACUCUCGUACAGCAGUGCUGAUUAAUGUGCUCUUUUGACAUUUUGUUUUUAUCACUGUUAAAUUAGUGAGACUUGCUACUAACAUGCCAUGCUGGACGCUCGGGCUAUAUUGAUAUACUUUACAAAUUAUUUAGCUUAUUGAAUGUUUUAAAUCGUGUUGUUUAAGAGGCAGGUUAAGACUUUUCU